AUGGGCUCCCAGGACGUUUUUUAUGUGCCCAUCUUCUUUAUCAUUUUCCGUGAAGUCACUGAAGCCGCCAUCAUUGUAUCGGUGUUGCUGUCGUUCCUUCGACGCAUUUUCGACACGCAGUCGCCAGUUUACAAGCGGCUGCGCAAACAAGUUUGGAUGGGCACGCUCAUCGGCUUUGCCAUUUGCGCUGCUAUCGGUGCCGCUUUUAUCGCCGUCUGGUACACGGUGUUGUCUAACCUCUGGGGCAGUACCGAGCAACUGUGGGAAGCUGCAUUUUGCCUUAUCGCCGUCAUUCUCAUCACUGCCAUGGGCUUAGCCAUGCUCAAGACCGAACGUAUGCAAGAGGAAUGGAAGGUUAAAAUUGCCAAGGCCAUUGAGAGUAAAGAUGAGGCCAAGGGUAUCUCGGGCAAGAUCCAAAAGUACUCGUUCUUUGCUCUGCCGUUUAUUACAGUUCUUAGAGAAGGUCUUGAAGCUGUCGUAUUUAUUGGUGGUAUCUCGUUGAACGCCUCAGCAAAAUCGAUCCCGCUUCCAGUGGCCAUGGGCCUUCUCUGUGGUGUUCUCGUUGGUUUUCUCAUUUACCGUGGUGGCAGUCUAGUACGCCUCAGAUGGUUUUUCGUCAUUUCAACAAUCAUCUUAUACCUCGUAGCCGCUGGUCUUAUGUCACGAGCAAUCGGUUUUAUCGAGCAGUAUGAGUGGAAUAAAGUCAUUGGUGGCGAAUCUGCCGAAGAAGGUGGCGAUGUCAUUCCAUACAAGGUCUCUACAGCCAUCUGGCAUGUCUCGUGGGGCAAUCCUGAGAACAAUGACGGUACUACUGGUGGCUACCAAAUAUUUAAUUCGAUCUUGGGCUGGAACAACACGGCUACCUACGGAACGAUCCUCAGUUACAUCCUGUUCUGGCUCCUUGUCAUUGCUUUCCUUGUGUACCUCUACUUUGACGAGAAAAAGUCUGCGAUUCGUAAAGCAGAGGCCGGAGAAUGGGAGGUCGGUGACCUGGCCCUUGAGAAUGCAAAGAACUAUAUUGACGAAACUGGCGAGAUUAUGGUUGACAACAAGGAUGCCGAAGCCAAAGGCGAUUAUCAUGUCGAGCAAGCCAUUAUCGAGACUAACAGGAAGGAGUAAUAAUCACUAUUUUUAGUAAUCUUCCUCCCAUCUCCUCUAUCAUACUCUCCCCCCAAAGUUUUUAGCUGUCUCUCUAUUUUUCUAUAUCCGUAUGUUUCCUUCUUAC
This is a messenger RNA of Zychaea mexicana, 1225 nucleotides long. RefSeq names its product iron permease FTR1/Fip1/EfeU. Gene Ontology annotation, molecular function: ferrous iron transmembrane transporter activity. Lineage: Eukaryota; Fungi; Mucoromycota; Mucoromycetes; Mucorales; Lichtheimiaceae. Gene Ontology annotation, cellular component: plasma membrane; high-affinity iron permease complex. The record is from RefSeq and is a predicted model, not a curated record. Bases 1 to 1119 code for a protein of 372 amino acids. Gene Ontology annotation, biological process: iron ion transmembrane transport. The transcript is spliced from 2 exons.